AUGGUCCUUGGCACUCAGCAUACAGAUCUUUCAGCCCCAUGCGAUGCUAGCCAGAGCAGGAAUGCAAAACGACAGAGGACGGAGCAACCCACGCAGUAUUCUGUCUCACUGCAAGAAGUUUCGGGCGCUAUAACGCAUAUGCUUAAUGCCGAUACAAGUAUGAGCAUGGGCUAUAUCUCUCAGUGGAACGAGCAGCUGAUGAGUCUAGUAUGCAGCUUCCAGAAUAGAAUCGACGAUAUGUCUGCAGCCCCUGAGCCAACCGAGAGCCAGCCCAUUUCCACACGAGUAUCGCAGCUGUAUGUGGCACCACCAGGGUUGGCCAGCGAGACUAUCGGUACUUUGGCGCAAAGCGAUCCAGAUAGCUCGACUACUACUUCUCCUGCAGCAUCCCCUUCAGACGAUUCAUCGCGGCAUAUUCCGAUCUCACAACGACUCGGCAGCCGAGUGACAGAAACAGCUAGUCCACUGGCAAAAACAAGAGUGGUAGUAACAAAAUCAGGGCUGCGCUCGACGACAUGCGAGAGUGACUAUAAGCAUCGAGUCCGCCGUAUAUACACGAUGGGUCUGAUGCGACCCAGAGACACCUCCAUGCGCCAGUACUUGGCAGACCACGGGAUUGAUUCUACCUGUGUCAUGUACUCGCACCAUAUCGCCUAUACGGUCAAUGAGUUUAUUGUCAGGGUCAAGUAUGUGCCGACACUAUGUAGAGCGCUAGACAGGAUCGAGGGCGUAGCAGUACUCCGGUUUUUCGAUCCGCUGAAUCCAGACCACCGGGGGCUAUCGUAUGAGCAGCGGCAAUCGUUUCCAAUACUGUACCGCAACUGUGUGAAAGGGAGAUACGACACAGCCAUCACAGCAAGACGGGGCUUCAUCGAGUACGCACUGGACUAUUUAAAGGAGAUUGGUAUUUGA
Molecule: messenger RNA, 912 nt
Organism: Linderina pennispora
Lineage: Eukaryota; Fungi; Kickxellomycota; Kickxellomycetes; Kickxellales; Kickxellaceae
Exons: 1
Coding region: 1-912 (303 amino acids)
Source: RefSeq, a predicted model, not a curated record